AUGCCACAAUCCCGUGCUGUUGCCACUUUGUCAUCGAAGGAGACAGGUAAAAGUAUCCGAUGCCUCACUCACGUGGUAGGCCGGACGCCGGACCCCGACCCCCGACCCGACUACAUACUCUGCUGUCCCAAGAUUGGGAGGGAUUAUUUCCUGCUCACUUCCUUCAAGCCGCCAGAACCGCCUCCAACAACAGGAGGAGUCCAUCGACCCCCUCGCACUGAUUGA
Messenger RNA from Neurospora tetrasperma FGSC 2508, 225 nucleotides. RefSeq lists its product as uncharacterized. The coding region runs from base 1 to 225 and encodes 74 amino acids. The transcript is spliced from 2 exons. Lineage: Eukaryota; Fungi; Ascomycota; Sordariomycetes; Sordariales; Sordariaceae. The record is from RefSeq and is a predicted model, not a curated record.